CCCCCCCACCACCCCCGCGCUUGUUUUGUCUUUGCUUAUUAAAAAGAACAAAACAAAAAUGUGCUGUAAUUCUUUAAAAAAUAGAGAAUAGAGAACCUUCCAGCCCUGGUUUAAACCAUGACAUCAGUAAACUAGAGUUUGGAUUUAGAAUAAUAAUAAAAAAAAAUUAAAGCAAAAAAACAAACAAACAGUAAUUUAAGCAGUUAAACGAAAUAAAAUAAAUAAAAUAAAUAAAUAUUCUCAAAAAUACAGGCAGGAUUAGGGUCAGUGUCAGGGUUUAGGGUCAGGGCUUAUGGUUAUGGUUAGGGUCAGGAUUUAGGGCUUUUCCUCAACAUUGGCAUGACAUUACAAAGAACACAAAAGGAAAUAAACGGCAGGUGGAAAUGAUGCUGGUGAAGUGUGUUACAUUUUGUUCACGCUCAGUACAGGGACGUGAGCGUUCUCAGAUGUUUCAGUUUGUUAGUGUAAUUUCUAAGCCAUCCAAAAAAGCAGGUUAUAGCUCUAUCAUGCAAAGAAAAGAAGCCAUAUGUGAGCAUGAUCCAGAAUCACAGCCGUCUUUUCUAGACCAAAGCUCAAUUAAAAACGUACUAAGGCAAAGUAGAAAACUGUUCUGUGUUCAGAAGAAUUAAAAUCAGACUAAAGAUGAGAAGGACCAUUUGUCAGCACUGUGUUCAGAAGCCUGCAUCUCUGAUGGUAUGAGCUGCACUGAUGCCUAUUUAAUAGCUUGCACAUCUGAAAAAAACCAACAGUUUUUAAAGUGACAUAUGAUUCCAUCCAGACGAUAUAUUUUUCAGGCAAGUCCUUGCAUAUUUCAGCAAGACACAAAAUUUUGUAUUUAAUUGAAAACUACUUUAUUGACCUAUUUAAUAUAUUUUCUCAACUCCUUCCACUCUUAAUAUUAGCCUGAUGCUAACCUGCACUAGAGGAAAAUUGUUAUUAAAUUAAAAUCACUGAAUGAAUCUGAAUGAAUCAUUUUAGUGAACUGAAUGAAAUGAUUCGAGUUGAACUGAAAUAAAGGUCAUGAGGGGUCUCUCUAAAUCUCCUCUAUUAAUAGCAGUGUUAAACUUGAGACCACCGCAGACCUUUCGCAGUGUUUUACUCUGGUGAGUUUCAUUUUAUUCUCAGUUUAGAGAGAAUUCUGAGUUUCAUUUUCAGCUGUGAAAGGAAGCGAUCAAUAACUGGACCUACAAAGUCAUGAAUUAACUUUAAACAGUCCUGAAAUCAGAUGCGAUUUACCAAAGUGAAACUCUAAAGCUCGGACUGGAGAGAGGAACAACAGCUGUGAAAUAAAAUGGCUUCAGUGUUUUCAGAGGAGGAUUUGUCCUGUCCUGUGUGCUGUGAAAUCUUUAACGAUCCUGUUCUCCUGCACUGCAGUCACAGUGUGUGUAAAGUGUGUUUGCAGAAGUUCUGGAAAACCAAAGGAUAUAGAGAAUGUCCUGUUUGUAGGACUAAAUCCUCUAUAGAUCAUCCUCCCUCAAAUCUGGCCCUGAAGAACCUGUGUGAGACUUUAAUACAGAAGAAAAAUCCAAAAUCUUCAUCAGUCUGUGAAACGGUCUGCAGUCUGCACGGUGAGAAACUGAAACUCUUCUGUUUGGAUGAUCAACAGCCGGUGUGUGUGGUGUGUCGAGAUUCAAAAACACACACCAACCACAAAUUCUGCCCCGUUGAUGAGGCAGUUACAGACUGUGAGGAGGAGCUGAAAACUGCACUGAAGCCCCUACAGGAGAAACUGAAGAUCUUUGAAGACUGUAAACGAACCUGGAGUCAGACUGCAGAACAUAUAAAGAUUCAGGCCCAACACACAGAGCAGCAGAUUAAGGAGGAGUUUGAGAAGCUUCACCAGGUUCUUCGAGAUGAUGAAGCAGCCAGGAUAGCUGCACUGAGAGAGGAAGAGGAGCAGAAGAGUCUGAUGAUGAAGGAGAAGAUCGAGAAGCUGAGCAGAGACAUAUCAUCUCUUUCAGACACGAUCGGAGCCGUAAAAAAGGAGAUGAGAGCCAAAGACGUCUCGUUCUUACAGAACUACAAGACCACAGUGAAAAGAGCUCAGUGCACACUGCAGCAUCCGGAGGAGCUUUCAGGAGCGCUGAUCCAUGUGGCCAAACAUCUGGCCAACCUGAAGUUCAGAGUCUGGGAGAAGAUGCAGGACACAGUCCAGUACACACCUGUAACUCUGGACCCAAACACUGCUCAUCCCAACCUCAUUGUGUCUGAUGAUCUGACCAGUGUGAGAUUCGAUGAUGAGAAAGAGAACCUUCCUGAUAAUCCAGAGAGGUUUGAUGUCUUUCCAUGCAUCCUGGGCUCUGAGGGCUUUAAUUCAGGGACACACUGCUGGGACAUUCAAGUAGAAGACUGUAUAUGGUGGUUUGUGGGUGUGAUGACAGAAUCUGCUCAGAGGAAGGGAACUAUAUCCUCCAGAAGUGGAAUCUGGUAUGUGUGGUAUUAUGAAGGUAAAUAUGGAGCAGGAUCUACACCACAGCCGUCCACUCCCCUCUCAGUAACACACAAACUCCAGAGCAUCAGAUUGCAGCUGGACUGGGACGGAGGAAAGCUGUUGUUCUCUGACCCUCUCACUGGAACACACAUACACACUUUCACACACACAUUUACUGACAAAUUACUGCCGUUUCUGAAUGUACGUUGUAAAAAUUCUCCCAAACUCCUCCCAAUUCCAUUUUCUGUAAAAAUAAAUCAGAGCUGAAAUUCUUUUAUUCCAGUUCAUUAAUGAAAUAACGCUGAUGAAAAGAUUCCUGCUGUUUGCGAAAGUCAGUUUUUUUUUACACUUAACAGAUCAUUGUGGAAAAUUUUAUUGGAAUAUAUCAUUAUUUUGGCCCAAUAAACAGUGAUGGAUCAAUAUAAUUUGUUACUGUACUGAAGACAUGGGAGUC
Messenger RNA from Silurus meridionalis, 2885 nucleotides. RefSeq names its product nuclear factor 7, ovary-like. The transcript is spliced from 6 exons. Bases 1292 to 2698 code for a protein of 468 amino acids. The record is from RefSeq and is a predicted model, not a curated record. Lineage: Eukaryota; Metazoa; Chordata; Actinopteri; Siluriformes; Siluridae. Gene Ontology annotation, molecular function: protein binding; zinc ion binding.